AUUCCUCUCUUCUUUUACUACUGCUGUAACACACUACCAACCCAUGGAUAAAUAUCAGAAAAUAGAAAAGCUAGGUGAAGGCACGUACGGUAUCGUUUAUAAAGCACAAAAUCGAGACACAAACGAAGUUGUAGCCUUAAAACGUAUUCGACUGGAUAAUGAAGAAGAAGGAGUUCCAUGUACUGCGAUCCGAGAAAUAUCGUUACUAAAGGAAUUAAAACAUGUCAACAUUGUCAGGCUUUACGAUGUUUUACAUACUGAAAAGAAGUUGACGUUGGUGUUCGAGUAUUUGGACUCUGAUUUAAAGAAGUUUCUGGAUUCCUACGGUGGCGACAUUGAUAUUAUAACUAUUAAACAAUUGAUGUACCAGCUGCUGAAAGGAAUCGCAUUCUGCCAUGAACACAAAGUGCUCCACAGAGAUUUAAAACCGCAGAAUUUACUCAUCAACAAAAAAGGGGAGCUCAAGCUUGGUGAUUUUGGUCUCGCUCGAGCAUUCGGUAUACCUGUCCGUAGUUAUUCGCAUGAGGUUGUCACGUUAUGGUACCGUGCACCAGAUGUAUUAAUGGGCUCCCGACAAUACUCCACGUCUAUCGAUUUAUGGUCUGCUGGAUGUAUCUUCGCAGAAAUGGCGUCCGGACGACCCCUAUUCCCAGGCAGCUCUAUUCCAGAUCAACUGCAGCGCAUUUUCAAAGUGUUAGGGACCCCCACCGAAGAGACAUGGCCUGGCGUAUCUCAAUUACCCGAAUAUAAGCGUGACUUCGAGAUGUUUGCCCGGAUACCUUUAGAAACACUUCUCCCGAAAUUGGAUUCCUUAGGCAUCGACUUAUUAAAACAACUCCUUCAAUACCCGCCCGACAGACGCAUAACUGCCAACGAUGCCCUAAAUCAUCCGUACUUUGACGAUCUUCGGAAAAAAGAGCAAAACAUCGAGAACAGCCUCAGAGUUGCAAACGAUACAAAAUGAAGUAACUGACAGCACAACACCGAUUAUAUGACUCAACUUCCAGCAUCACCCUUCUAUACAACCAUACAUAUUAUAAUUACAUUCAUAAAUAAAAAAAAUCCAGUACUGUAA
Molecule: messenger RNA, 1075 nt
Organism: Zychaea mexicana
Lineage: Eukaryota; Fungi; Mucoromycota; Mucoromycetes; Mucorales; Lichtheimiaceae
Product: protein serine/threonine kinase
Exons: 13
Coding region: 44-964 (306 amino acids)
Biological process (GO): protein phosphorylation
Cellular component (GO): nucleus; cytoplasm
Molecular function (GO): cyclin-dependent protein serine/threonine kinase activity; ATP binding
Source: RefSeq, a predicted model, not a curated record